AUGGAAGAGCCAACCAAAAACGCACGGUUGAUGACGAAGGAAGAAGAUGAAACGGAUGUCCCAAAAGACAUGGCCAAGGGAGGGAGCAAGGACGGCUUAGAGGAGGUUGCUCAGGCAACAGAGUCGCGUUUGAGGCAGGCCAAGGAGUUCGAGUCACCUCUGAGCCAAGCUAUGAACGUAGCAUUAUCCACCGAUGAUUACGAUCCAAUCAAUGGAAUAUUGGAGGUCACGCCUGGAAGUCAUAUUAUGGCAAACCUGACAGACAAUGCCGAGAUACUCGACGGCGUAUUGCCCAUGCCAUCACUACGACCAAUCCAUCAACAAUUUAGUUCGAUGGGUCCUGGGGCCUUUUCUGCAACACCCGGCAUGGAACUCGAGAGGGUCGAAACCAUUAGCCAUUCCUUAGUCGGUGCUCCUCCCUCUCGGGAAUUCGCAGCUACUCGUGAAGACCAUGACGAUGAUGAAGAGUUGGCAUGUCAUCCUUAUCCAAAGAAUCACGCUGUACAACCUGAAGACUCUCCGAUAAAUAAUGAUGAUGAAGUAUCUCCAGCAAGCAUGGACCGGGGAUUGGCCGUGGCCAACCCAGUCGAGGAAGCUCUACCCCAUCAUCUACUUCCGCAGGCCCAAAAUGUUGACGCAGAACAAGAAACUGCGAGAACAAGGGUGCAAAGGACGAAGCAAAUCAAGACGUAUUUGCUUCUUGCCGCAAUCCUCCUUAUUGCUAUCAUAAUGAUCCUCGUUGCUGUUCUAGUCCCAGAAAAUAACCAAGAUUUGGAAGAGCCUACACUCAGUGGGGUGGAAUCACCCAAAACAGAACCCCCGACUACCUCACCGACAAUUCUCAGCAUUGCAUGGGACGGGCUGCCAAUGAGUACACUGAAUGCACUCAAAGACCCCAGCUCUCCACAAGCCAGGGCCUAUGAUUGGCUGUUGAAUGACCCAAACGGGACGGCCUAUCCCCAAUGGAGAAUCCAGCAACGUUUUGCCUUAGCUGUGUUCUACUUCAGCACAGGAGGUGAAGAUUGGAUUCUCCAAGAGGAUUGGCUCAGCUAUGACGUGGAUGAAUGUUCCUGGUAUGUUAGGAAACUUGUUGGUGGUGAAGAGGACUUUUUCCUGUUUGAAGGUAAUACAGAAGUGACAGCCGAACUUCAGUAUCUAGACUCUGUGUGUGAUGAUGAUGGGCAGUACCUGCAUUUAGUCUUUACGGAGAACAACAUGGAAGGAACCCUCCCACCAGAGAUUUCCCUGUUGAGUAAUUCAUUGGUGAACCUGGAAGUUGGGUCCAAUGAAAACCUUUAUGGUGUGAUUCCCUCUGAGAUUGGUCUGUUAACAAACCUCCUGAGGUUUUAUGCAGACCGGAGUCUCCAUUCAGGCCAAAUCCCCACAGAGAUUGGAAAGCUCUCCCUGCUUCAGGAACUUGAAUUGGGUCACAAUCCCUUAACAGGAUCCAUCCCUAGUGAGAUUGGAAACAUGGGGGCUCUGAGCUUUCUAAGUUUGGUUUAUUGCGUGGGCUUGUCAGGAGCAUUUCCCACUGAGAUCUAUAGGCUAACCAACAUGGUCACAUUGAGAGCUCAGGCCCUGAAAGGCCUCACAGGAGGAGACCUGCUGCCAGAGAUUGGCCAAAUGACCAAAUUGAAGGAAUUUUUGACCGCCUAUGUUCCGUUCAAUGGUUCCAUUCCCACUGAAAUUGGGAUGCUCUCCAAUCUAUCAAAGCUCAACCUGUAUGAAUGCCACAUCACUGGAUCUUUGCCCACCGAGCUGUUCCUACUGACCAACAUGGUACGGCUGGACCUUGAUGUAAAUGAGAUGACGGGAACAUUGCCAACAGAUUUUGGACUUCUUUCAAAUUUGUCCAUGUUUGUGAUGCAUGGCAACAGCUUCACUGGAACACUUCCAGCCUCAAUCUUUGAGAGUUGGGGACAGCUGACAUUUCUCACUAUGAACCACAACAAUCUAGAGGGACCAUUGCCCACUGAGCUAGGCCUGCUAACAAGUAUGGAGAAGAUGUGGCUCAAUCACAACAGAUUCUCUGGCAGCAUACCAUCCGAGCUUGGGCUUUUGAGCAAGGUGACAGAUCUCCGUCUUGGUGAUACCAAUCUGACUGGCAGCAUUCCCGAAGCCUUGUCGGACUUGGAUGGGUUGGAGCUCCUGACUGUAUCAAACACCUCGCUAACUGGAUCUAUUCCAGGCAGCCUCUGUGAUCGACUUUGGGACAUGAUCUACACCUGCAAUACCUAUUAUGGUCUGUACACAUUUUGUUAUGAUGUGGAGAAGGUCAACUUUACUUGCUCCUCUACAAAUCUGUGUGGGUGUGAUGCAUGUGAGAUGUGCAAUACAACUGGCUAG
Molecule: messenger RNA, 2346 nt
Organism: Seminavis robusta
Lineage: Eukaryota; Bacillariophyta; Bacillariophyceae; Naviculales; Naviculaceae
Source: the annotation of a GenBank genome assembly